Messenger RNA from Perkinsus marinus ATCC 50983, 346 nucleotides. RefSeq lists its product as hypothetical. The transcript has 3 exons. Lineage: Eukaryota; Perkinsozoa; Perkinsida; Perkinsidae. The annotation marks the transcript as partial. The record is from RefSeq and is a predicted model, not a curated record.
AUGCGCAACUCUCAGGUGCUGAGCGAGGGGGAGCAGAUAUCAGCUCUUCCAGUAGCGGACCGACUCCAGCUCCUUACCGCGAUCGUUCAGCAUGGAAAAUACGAUGCAUCUUCGCCAGAGCUGAAGCAGGUUCUCGACAGUACGAUAUCGGAAGCCCGUGAAGGUUUGGUACAAAGUUCUGACGAUCUCCUCCACCUCGCAUGGGUCCUCUGCGGUCUCAAACAGAAGGAGGCGCUUCGAAGCCUUCUCCCGACCAUGAAACGUCACAUCGAAUCGCCAGAACUGAUCGUCUAUGUGGUGCACUACCUUCGAAUGGCUGACGUGAAGGGGGAUCUCGCCGUGCAUG